This is a messenger RNA of Aspergillus ruber CBS 135680, 2194 nucleotides long. RefSeq names its product aspartate kinase. Gene Ontology annotation, molecular function: aspartate kinase activity. Gene Ontology annotation, biological process: amino acid biosynthetic process. The coding region runs from base 384 to 1958 and encodes 524 amino acids. Lineage: Eukaryota; Fungi; Ascomycota; Eurotiomycetes; Eurotiales; Aspergillaceae. The transcript has 4 exons. The record is from RefSeq and is a predicted model, not a curated record.
UGCAGCCUUGUUAACAAAGAAGUUCAGCUUAAGAUAGCAACAUGACUCACCCCGUUAAGCAUUCCACAUGUUUAGAGAUAAAAAGACCACUGUGGCUCUUUUGCAGUCGAUAUAAAAGGACGUGUUUGUAGCAAUAUUCAUCCGCGAAUUGAUUACUUUCUACAUUACUUUUUUUUUUUUAAAAAAAUAGCCAUGUCUAUUUGAUUAGACGAUCCGUUCUGGCAACCGGGAUUGAGUGACCUCCGAUGUUAUCGCCGGGUAUUCUCCGUUUUCGCAAUCCCGCCGAGACAUAAAAAAAAGAUUGCCCCGCUGGUCCAUGCUCUCCAAGGCUUUAUACUACUUGAUUACAUGCUUCUCAACCUUCCAUUUCAGAAUUGACCAGCAUGGAAAACCAACUCCUGUCCAACUCGGACCCCCUGUCCAUGGCCAAUGGUAGCCCAGUGAGGGCCAGGAGCAACUGGGUGGUGCAGAAAUUCGGAGGCACGAGUGUCGGAAAAUUCGCGCUCAACAUUAUUGAUCAAGUUGUAUUACCAAGCCUUUCAGAACACAACGUGGCCGUGGUCUGCUCUGCAAGAAGCAGUUCUACUAAAGCCGAGGGCACUACUAACCGUUUGCUACGGGCCGCGCGGGACGCAGAAAAUGCUCAAUCGCAAAAUUAUAUCUCUUUCGUCGACGCUGUUCGACUGGAACAUGUCCAGGUGGCUGAAGAGCAACUGAAGGACCCCGAAAUUAAAUCGAAAGUGAUCGGAGAUAUAAACGGCGAAUGCGAACGGGAUCUCAAGUUUCUAGAGGCUGCCCAGACUCUGGGGGAAAUCAGUCCUCGCUGUGUGGACAAGGUGAUCAGCACGGGAGAGAAACUGAGUUGCCGACUUAUGGCAGCUUUUCUUCAAGAUCGUGGGGUCGACUCACAAUAUGUAGACCUUGCUGACGUUAUUGAUUUUCCUAUCGGAAGCCAGGGGCUCGAUCAACAGUUUUACAACAAGCUCGCUACUAUAUUCGGACAGAAGAUCAGGGAUUGCGAAGGAAAAGUACCGGUGAUCACAGGGUUCUUUGGAACCGUUCCCGGAGGUCUCCUUGACCAGAUUGGUCGUGGUUAUACGGAUCUUUGUGCUGCUUUGGUUGCUGUUGGAACCCAGGCGAAAGAGUUGCAGGUAUGGAAGGAGGUCGAUGGCAUCUUCACCGCAGACCCUCGAAAAGUGCCUACUGCUCGCCUUCUGUCGGCGAUCACGCCUGCCGAAGCAGCUGAACUGACAUUUUACGGCUCGGAAGUGAUCCACCCUUUCACCAUGGAGCAGGUUAUUCGUGCGAAGAUCCCCAUUCGCAUCAAGAACGUCAUGAAUCCGAAAGGCAAUGGCACCGUUAUCUUCCCCGAUUCGCCCGCCGAACUCGAACGGACGACUCCUGGACAUGACCCGCGACUGUUCCGUACACGAAGCCCUACUUUGAUGCAGCGCCCGAAGCGGCCAACUGCCGUGACCAUUAAGCAUAAGAUCCUUGUGAUUAACGUACAUUCGAACAAGCGGUCAUUGUCGCAUGGGUUUUUCGCUGGUAUCUUCUCUGUGCUUGACCGCUGGCGGCUCUCCAUCGACUUGAUUUCGACUAGCGAGGUCCACGUGUCGAUGGCUCUCCAUUCCGAGAUGCCGCUUUUAAAUGGGGUGGGUAGAGAUGAGUUUCAAAUCAUUGAUGAAGAUCUGAAAGGGGCGCUGGGUGACUUGCAGAAAUAUGGAACGGUCGAUAUUAUCCCGGAAAUGGCAAUCCUCAGCCUUGUCGGGAAACAAAUGAAGAAUAUGAUCGGGGUUGCCGGACGUAUGUUUACGACUCUUGGGGAUAAUAAUGUUAAUAUAGAGAUGAUCUCACAAGGUGCAAGCGAGAUCAACAUCUCGUGUGUUAUUGAAGAGAGAGAUGCUGACCGUGCUCUGAACAUUAUCCACACAUCCAUGUUCACAUUCUUGGAUUAAAAUUAACUCGCUUCUUCCUUUUCUUUCUUAUUACCAUCUUGUUUGUUGCAUUCGAUACAUAUGCUGGGAUAUCUAUCAGCCUUUGCUUCGUCAGGGAAGGAGAAACAAAAAGGAAAGAGGGAGGAAAGUAUCACUCGUCUUUGUGAAAGGGUGACGAUCUAAUAGAUUCAAUGCCCUCUCUCUGAGUGUUGGCCUUUUUUCGUCCGUCUAUUUUGGUGUCCUUUCAUGCCAUUCCU